Molecule: messenger RNA, 378 nt
Organism: Schistocerca nitens (vagrant locust)
Lineage: Eukaryota; Metazoa; Arthropoda; Insecta; Orthoptera; Acrididae
Product: proline-rich protein HaeIII subfamily 1-like
Exons: 2
Coding region: 1-378 (125 amino acids)
Source: RefSeq, a predicted model, not a curated record
AUGCCGCCCCCGCCCGUCGGCCCGGAUGCCGCCCCCGCCCGUCGGCCCGGAUGCCGCCCCCGCCCGUCGGCCCGGAUGCCGCCCCCGCCCGUCGGCCCGGAUGCCGCCCCCGCCCGUCGGCCCGGAUGCCGCCCCCGCCCGUCGGCCCGGAUGCCGCCCCCGCCCGUCGGCCCGGAUGCCGCCCCCGCCCGUCGGCCCGGAUGCCCCCCCUCGUCAACCCCGCCCCUGUCGUCGGCUUGUGUAAGUCUGGAAGAACCAGGAGAAGUUACACAGAUAAAAUUCAGCCCCACGACAGACGGUAUGAACUCGCCGCCCAUGGGCGUGCUGGUGGAUGGGGCAGGUCUCGUAAAACGUGAAAUACAACAGACUAAGAACUAA